Thalassophryne amazonica is the source of this 7524-nucleotide messenger RNA. RefSeq names its product protein tyrosine phosphatase receptor type b (gene ptprb). Lineage: Eukaryota; Metazoa; Chordata; Actinopteri; Batrachoidiformes; Batrachoididae. The record is from RefSeq and is a predicted model, not a curated record. Gene Ontology annotation, molecular function: cadherin binding; protein tyrosine phosphatase activity. Gene Ontology annotation, biological process: angiogenesis; protein dephosphorylation.
GCUGAAGUGAGGUUGGACAGAAAAGGACACAAUGAGCACCAGUAAAAAAUAACUAAAGGAAAUUUGGUUUCUUUGCAUGGAUACGAAUGCGAGAGAAGGCCGGGUGACUUUUUAACUCUAGACUCCAAAAACCGACCACAAGUCCACGUCUGGUCCCUGAGCUGCAGGAUUAUGGUGGACUCUGAAGGAGGAUCACCAUGGCAACGUGUAAAAAAAAUUUACCUCUCUGCAUCCUGUGGAUCAUCGCUGUGCUCCAGGAUGUGAGCAGUGCAGCUCCGCCCCUGAACACCUCCACCUCAUGUUUCAUCACUGUGUCAGAACCAGAAUCCAGCCUGGACUCCAUAUCGCUGACAGUGACCACGCUGGGGCGGAACUGCUCUUUUACGGUGAUGUCUCCAGACACAGGGGGGGACAGCGCCCCCUGCAGGAGGAGAAAAACAGCAUUGAGGAAGUUAAAAAUUGACGAAGGAAGAAGAGGCAAUAAUACGGAAACCAACUGGAUAGGAGACAAGGAUGUAGGAGACAUCUUCACCUGUGUGUUGGAUCACCUUGAGCCUGGAACCGCCUAUCAGAUCCAGAUUCAAUCCCAGAGCCGCGAGGAGACGGCCAACAUCACCCUGCACACCAUUCCAUCGGCGGUGAGUGGCCUGGCGGUGACAUCCAAGACCUGCAGGAGCCUGGGCGUUUCCUGGCACGCGGGUCCAGGCAGGACUCAACGCUUCAGGCUGCAGCUGUGGGGUCCAAAUCCCGCCGUUCUGCUGAAGAAUGAAACAUUGGAGAGCACCACCACACGUCACACGCUCAUGAACUUGAUUCCAGGCCGGUUGUACAAUGUUACCAUGGUGACCGAGGCUGGCGGUCUGCAGAACAGCAGGACAAUCGAAGCACGGACAGCGCCCUCUGCUGUUUCAAACCUCACCGUGGACUACAACAACAGCACCAGCAACCGUUUGCUGUUGUCGUGGCAACAGCCUGAAGGUGACCUGGACUCAUUCACCAUCAGGCUGUGGUCCAGUGAGACUAUCCGUGGGGAGUUCAAUCUUUCGGCAGACACCACACAGAUCAGCCUCGAUCAGCUGACCCCAGGCUCGGCCUAUCAGGUCACAGUGACAUCGAGGAGCGGCGAACUGAAGAACCAAUCAGAACUGACCGUCAGGACAGCUCCGGCAGCUGUCUCCGCCCUCUCCUUGUCUCCAUCCUCUGACAGCCUCUUACUGACUUGGAUGCCUCCUGAUGGCCACUGGGAGAACUACAGGCUGCUCCUGUUUGAUGGUGUCCAGCAGUUAGCCAACGUCACACUGGAUCAGGACGCGGUUAACUUCACCUUCCCGGCAACGCAGCUAACCCCUGGAAAGCUUUACAGAGCUGUGCUGAGGGUGGAGAGUGGAGGACUGAGUACAGAAAGUAGCUGCGAGGGAUCAACAGUUCCUGCUCCGGUCUUAAACCUCCACAUUCGCCACUCAGACGAGACCUCUCUGAGCGCCAUGUGGAGCCAUGCCCCUUUGGGUUUACGUGAUGGUUACUUCUUGACCAUUCGCCAUGGAAGUUACCAGGAUACCAGGGAGGUGGAUCCAAACAUGAGGGAGUGUACAUUCAACGUGCUCACACCUGGGAGACCUUACAUCAUCAACGUGGCAACCAGGAGUGGUCAACUGAACACUUCAGUGUCUGUAAAGGGCCGAACAGUGCCCCUGGCGUUGCGUAGCCUCAGUCUGAGUAGUUCUUCAUCCGACAGCCUCCAGGCAUCAUGGGAAAAGCCUCCAGGGGACAUGGACUCGUACACCCUGAUCCUGCUGCAGGACAGCGUCAUGAUCCAGAACUACAGUGUUCCAGUUGGUUCUUCUUCACUGCUGCUGUCUGGUUUAACACCUGGCGCCCUCUACAGGCUGCAAGCAGCCACUGUUAGUGGUGGCGUGGUUUCUAUGACCACCAGUGUGGACGCACGCACCAUCCCGGCAUCCGUUUCCGAGGUGACGGUUGCCAAUGGCGGCAGGUCGGAUGCUGUGCAGGUGUCAUGGCGUCCUGCAGUGGGCGUGGUGGACAGUUACCUGGUGCUCCUUCAGGACAGAAGGCGAACCGUGCACACGCUCGCCGUGUCCCGUUCCUCACUGACGGAGUGUUCCUUCAGCUCUCUUGUUGCUGGGAGGUUGUACUCUGUUGUCAUAGUGACUCGGAGCGGCGGCCUAGAAAAUGCUACAACCGUUCCAGCACAGACACAACCUGCAACUGUGCAAAACCCAACAGCGGUUCACUCUGCGAGAGACGACUUCCUCAAGGUGUACUGGGGUCAUGCGGCGGGUGAUGUGGACCGUUACGUAGUUCUGAUCCGUUACAACCACAGUGUGCUGCAGAACAAGAGCGUAUCAACUGGACACAACGAGUGUGUGUUCUCCUCCCUGACACCGGGACGUCUCUACACCAUCACCGUGGAAACCUGGAGUGGCAACUACAUGAGCAGUGUCUCCACCGACGGCCGCACCUUUCCAGCAGCAGUUAGCAAUCUGUUGCUCGGCAGCGUAGGAACACGUGACCUCACUGUUACUUGGAGCCCUGCCCCUGGAGAUGUGGAUCAUUAUGAGGUCACACUGCUUUUCAACGACACUCGAGUUUUUCCUCCAGUCACGUUAGGUAGCGAUGUGCAACAUCAUCAGCUGACAUCUCUGACCCCUGGACGACUUUAUAAGAUUGUGGUAUCGACGUUCAGUGGACCGUAUCAGAGAGCGCAGUUCAUCGAGGGACGGACAGGUCCAUGCGCAGUAGGGAACAUCCACCUGGUAUCUCGGCCCAGUCCAACAGAGUCCACAGCAGAGCUGAUGGUCUCCUGGAGCCCUGGAGAUGGAGACUUGGACAUGUACAUCAUUUCUCUGUCACAUUCAGAUGGCGUUUUGGUGGAGACUCGUCCUGUCCCCAAGUAUGUCUCCUACCUGGACUUCUUGGACUUGAUUCCAGGCCACGCCUACACCAUCACAAUCCAAUCAAAGAGCGGCAAACUGAUCAACAGUAACACAGCCACUGGCAGGAUAGCGCCGGCCAGAGUGACAGCCCUGCAGGCGGACAACGACCACACCACCCACAGCCUGACAGUUUCCUGGGAGAGGCCGGUGGGUGUGUACGAUGGCUACAGCCUGCAGCUUUUGGACGAGGCAGGUGUCCUCCUGACUAACCGGUCAGUGCCUGCAGAGAGCAACAGCGAGCGGCUCGAGGGCCUGACGUCGGGGAAGUGGUACCACGUGCGAGUGGUCACCCUGAGUGGCGGUGUAACAUCACUGGAGGCCACAGCAGAAGGACAGACACGUCCAGCAGCUGUCAGUCAACUUGCGAUAACAUCGGCCAACACUUCCUCUCUGUCUUUCUCAUGGCGUCCAUCACUUGGCCACGUUGACAACUAUGACCUGUCACUCUACAGUGUUGAUGAGACAACAACCAAUCACAUACAGGAUUCUGAAAGUAGCAGAAAAGAUCAUCCCCAGGCUAUGGGGGCUUUGGUGGACUUACAGAAGCUGAAUCCAGCUGCAGACAGCUGCGUCUUUACCGGCCUGCGAGCAGGAAGUCUGUACCGACUGCAGGUGGUGAGCUGGAGCCGAGAUAUGAGCAGUGACUCUAACCUUCUAGCUAGAACGGUCCCGUCUCCAGUCUCGUCCCUGAAGGUUCAGAGUUCAGGACAAACAGACAGACUGGAGGUCAGCUGGCAGCACGGAGACGGAACCUGGACGAGUUACCAGGUGGUGUUGUACGACGCCUCUGGAGCCAUGCUGCGAGCUCAGACGCUGGGGGCAGAGCACAGAAAUCACAUGUUCCCUGGCCUGAUCCCUGGUAGGCUGUACCGUGCUGAGGUCAUAACACACAGCGGAGAGUUGACGAAUCGCGCUUCAGCCUUUGGACGUACGACACCAGAGCCGCCCAAUCACCUGACCGUCAAACAAGGCCCCACCAAUGAUACGUUAGUUCUGUCAUGGGUAGGCCCCGCCUCCGGGGACUAUGACAGCUUCAGCUUGCAUUGGACUCCUCCAGACGACCUGUCAAUCACUCAAGAUGACCCAACCAGCAGCGUUGUGGGUGGGAUGUUCCCAGGUCGACUGUACAACUUCAGCCUGUCAACUGUCAGCGGAGGUGUGGCCAGCAGUGGACCCAAAGUCAGAAGCCAGCCAAUCCAGAGAGGUGUUAGGACAAGCCCGUCUCCUCUGAAGUCCAUUCACUGCUUCCCCCUCUCCUCCUCCUCUCUCUCCUGCUCCUGGUCACCUCCUCUGUCUGAUUUUGACUCAUACGAGAUAAAGUGUCGUCGCCACGAUGAUGGGGACCUGACGGCGGCUCUGCGGCUGGCUGGAGGCGUUACCACGGUAACGCUGGACCACUUGGAGGCAUACCGUAAAUACUCGGUUGGGGUCAGAGUGGCAUCAGAUGGCCUGAUGAGCCCGCCGGCAACUCAGGACACGGUGACCAUGAUUGACCGCCCACCGACUCCGCCCCCUAGCGUACGAGUGAAUGAAAAGUCAUCCAAGAUCACGUCAUCCUCCAUCUUGUUCCGCUUCAACUGCUCGUGGUUCAGUGACACUAACGGAGCCGUCCGAUACUUCGCAGUGAUCGUGGCCGAGUCCAAUGCCAAUGAGGUCCUGCACCCGGAUCAGCGCCACCCUCUCCCCUCAUACCGCAACUACAUCAACAACUCAUCUGUCAGAAUAUACCAAACUGCCUACUUUCCCAGUCGAUGUCCGCAGGACACCAGCACCACUGCUGGACAGGUGAUGGAGGUGAACCUGGGGGCGGGAGGCGACCGGCUGGGUGGGGCAUGUGAUCAUUACCAUGACGAUGAUCUGUACCUGAGCGACAGCUACAGCGACUUCUGUGAUGGGCCUCUGAAAGCCAGAACGUCAUACAGGCUGAGCAUCCGCGCCUUCACCAAGCUGUUUGAUGAAAACCAGCGGGAGUUUCCUCAGCCGCUCUUUAGUGACACCUUCCUGUCGGCGCCACUCAGGACGCACUCAGAGCCUCUAGGUGGCGUAGUGGAGGGUUUGAGUGCUGGUAUGUUCCUGAUCGGCGUGACGGUGGCUGUGGUUUCCCUGCUGGUCUACAGACAGAGGCUACGCAAAGUGGCGGUCCAGGAGAACCCGGUGGUCAGGAUGAGUAUGUGGAAAGAGGUUCCGGCUUCAGGGAUCUAUAUGGGAGUCAGGAGUAACCGUCGUAUCACCAGUCCUGUCAAAGUGUGUCACUUUGAGGGUCACCUGACCAAACUACAGAGCGACUCCAACUUCCUGCUGUCUGAGGAGUUUGAGGAUCUGAAGGACGUGGGUCGGAACCAAACCAUGGAUGUGGCCCGGCUGCCGGAGAACCGAGGGAAGAACCGCUACAACAACAUCCUACCAUAUGAUUCCACGAGGGUGAAGCUGUCGUACGUGGAGGAUGACCCCUGCUCCGACUACAUCAACGCCAGCUACAUACCCGGAAAUAACUACCGCAGAGAAUACAUCGCCACGCAGGGCCCACUCCCUGGAACCAAGGACGACUUUUGGCGAAUGGUGUGGGAGCACAGCGUCUACAACAUCGUCAUGGUGACGCAGGGUGUGGAAAAGGGGAGGGUGAAGUGUGACCAGUACUGGCCCACAGACACAGAACCUUUGUUCUACGGUGACCUGGUCAUUCACAUGUUGUCCGAGUCCAUCCUGCCCGAGUGGACCAUCCGCGAGUUCAAGAUCACUGCGGAGGGUGGCCGCAGUUACCCACGGGUGAUACGUCACUUCCACUACACUGUGUGGCCCGAUCAUGGGGUCCCGGACAGCACUCAGUCCCUGAUCCAGUUUGUCAGGACAGUCCGUGACUACAUAGACCGCUCGCCGACCUCUGGGGCCACCGUGGUGCACUGCAGUGCUGGUGUGGGACGUACGGGAACCUUCAUCACCCUGGAUCGGGUUCUGCAGCAGUUGGACUCCAAAGGAACCAUCGACCUGUACGGCUGUGUGUUUGACCUCCGCCUGCACCGCCAGCACAUGGUUCAGACUGAGUGUCAAUAUGCCUUCUUGCAUCAAUGUGUGCGUGACGUCCUGAGAGCCCGGAAGUACCGCGGUGAGAAGGAGAACCCUUUGUACCCGAUCUACGAGAACUUCAACCCCGCCUACUGCCGCGAUUUCAUCUACACGGGACACUGAAGAGGCGACAUCAAACCACGAAGCUCGGCUAAGCUAACAGGAAGAGUUAGCUACCAAAUCCACCAUAAAAACAAGAUAAAUUCUCCAACAAAUUAGUGUAAAAAAUAUCAAAAGUUAAAAUCUUUAUAUGAACUGAGAGGGUCAUCAGAGUCAACCAACCAAAGCGGUGAUCACAUGACCUGGUUAAUAUUUGGAGCCACAAGGUGUUAAAGUUGCAUAUCCUACACAAAUAUUAUCAUAACUGUAAUACUAAAUCAUUUAGUAAAAUAACUGAGUAGCCGUCUAAAGUUACCUGAUGUUAUCUGUAUAAGCAGAAUAUAUAAUUUAAUCACAAGCUAGCUGCACGCUAACUAACCAUGCUAGCUGUCUUACUCGCUAAUGAGUUGGACAAUAAUUAUUUGUGGGGAUUUGUACCAUCCUCUCCACAUGUGCCACUCUUUUUCUUUCUUUUUUAACAGUUUAGCUCUUCUUGUAGAACAGGAUUUUGUAAACUCAGACUAUGUAGCACAACAAGCUAAUAAGCUAGCCAUUUACGAGUCAAAGUUCACCACACUUGAACUUCUGCAAAUUUAUAUUUUCCUCCAUGAAUUUAGGAUUAUUCUCUGAGUUUAUAGAGCUCGACUUAAAUUUGAGUUGAACUGAAAUUGUUCGUGAAUCCAGACUAGCUAAUAAAAAAAAAAUCCAAUUCAUGUUUGAUUUUGUCAGUGACGCCUCAAAUCAAAGAAUCAAAAAUUAUUUCAGAUAAAACCAGAAAGGUAGAAAUACCUCUAUAUUUGUACAUUAGUUUCAGUAUUAUAAUGUGGCCAUUAACUAGUUAAAUUAUAGAUAAUGUUGGGAUUAUUCAUUGUUUAAAAGUAAAUACAUUUUGGACUUUAAGAUUUUAUUUGUCUCUCUCUCUCUCACACACAUAUACACACACACACACACACGUGCGAAAUGAGAAAAUAAUUUGAAUCAUUCUCAGUAAGAACUUGAAUCUGCCAGUUAUCAAUUAAAACAGUAAUUAAACAUUUAUAAAAUAGAUUAGAACAAGUAAUUAAAUGUCAGCAUUAAUUUAGCAAACAUGAAAACCAACUGGUUCAAAUAUGAAUUUAAUUUGUUUCUUCUGAUUUGGCACUAUAAUUGAAUUUUUGACUUAUUUAUUUUUUCCCAAAUGGACUAACUAGUUCAACAAAAUCAGUUUUUUUGUUUUGUUUUAAGGAAAUGAGGGUUGAACUCAUUAUUAGAGAUUAGAUCUUACAAUAAUAAAUAUUUUAAAAUAUUUUUAUAGUCACUAUAAUACUGUUUUUCACUCACUAGAAAGUUUAUUUAAAACAUCACAUGUUGCUGUAUGUAAAUAUUGAUGAAAUACUCAUUUUUAUAUAAUAAAGGUUAUAUAUGCCGA